AUGAUUAAAACCUCUGUACGAUUUCUUUCCACGCCAAAACUCCCAAGAUUUGCUGAAACGUUGAAAGAGGCAAGUAAACCCGCACUUCAACAUUCACAUCUGAUCUCCAAGCCAUUUGGAUUGGCGGCUCCAACAUUGUUGAAUCCACAAACUUCAGAUAAAUAUGACUUGUCGUACACGGCUGUGAAGCACAAGAUGUUCAGUGCAGAUGCCAAGGAGAAGAGACAAAAAGUGUUGGAUCAUGAUAUUGCUCAUUCUCCAUUCUAUGAAUCCAAAUCAUUUAAUAAUGUUAAUGGGAAGAUUUUCACCCCACCAGUAUCAUAUUUUAAACGAGACAAGUCUUUGUAUUUCCCAGACUUCCUUGCCGACACCUUGGUGAAUAAAGAGCAACGUUUGGGCUCACUUUGGGAAGGGAAAGUUAGUAUUGUGAGAGUCUUUUCCACUGUUUCUGGGGAAAAUUGUUCAAAGACAUAUUUUGAUUCAGAUCAGGGGAAUUAUUUAACAGAUGGAUAUCAAAGUUUCUCCACAAAGUAUCCAUCGACUCAGAUUAUAGAUGUAAACAUGCCACAGACUGCGUUAAAGAAAUUCAUUGUUAAUCUUUCCAAGGGGAACCUCAAGAAAUUAAUUCCAGAACCUCGUCAUAACAAGUACUUCAUUGCUCCAUAUAAGCUUUUCCCCUUGGAUGUUAGAAAGGAAUUAAAUUGUGACAAUGUAUGUUCAGGAUACAUUUACUUGUUGGAUGCAAAGGGAAGAAUUAGAUGGGCCACCAGUGGAUCUGCCAAUGAAGCAGAAUACUCCCUCAUGUGGAAAUGUGUAGCUGGACUUGAAAAGGAAUUAAAGACAACUUUACCAAAAAAUUGA
Molecule: messenger RNA, 861 nt
Organism: [Candida] anglica
Lineage: Eukaryota; Fungi; Ascomycota; Pichiomycetes; Serinales; Debaryomycetaceae
Source: the annotation of a GenBank genome assembly